Molecule: messenger RNA, 744 nt
Organism: Fusarium graminearum PH-1
Lineage: Eukaryota; Fungi; Ascomycota; Sordariomycetes; Hypocreales; Nectriaceae
Exons: 3
Coding region: 1-744 (247 amino acids)
Source: RefSeq, a predicted model, not a curated record
AUGGAAAAACUCAUUCGAGCGCUAUCCCGACCGAUGCUUGGCGACUCCUGCAUGAGUCUGGAUUCGGAUCCCUUCAAGAAAAUGGCUGCGACGAUUAAAGAUCCGCAACGUAUCGUCGAGAUACGAGAGAGCGAGAUACCCGUUCCUUGUCUUGAUAUCAGCAGCUCUCCAGCACUCAACGAUUACAAGCUUGGCGUCAUGAGAAAACUACGGGCUUUCAACAAUGACGAUAUCCCUGAUGAUGCUACCCUUUCAUCCAUCAAAAUGAAACGGAUGGCACUAGCCAAGCAAAUGAUUGGCAAAAUGGGUAAAAGUGUCAAUAUCGAAACGCCAUUCUUCAUCGUAUGGGGCUGCAACACUUUUAUCGGCAAUGGAGUUUACAUGAACCGAGAAAUCUCCAUCUAUGACAAUGCUCUCGUCAGCAUCGGGGACAACGUGCUCAUCGGACCAGGAGUUUGUAUCUGCACUACAACACACGCGACGGACAUCAAAGGGCGUAGAGAGGCCCAAGGCACUUCAUAUUCCCUGCCCAUACGCAUCGAGUCAGAUUGCUGGAUAGGUGCUCGAGUAACCAUCCUCCCAGGAGUGACAAUCGGGAGAGGUUCCACAGUGGCUGCCGGUGCAGUUGUCCACAAAGAUAUCGAGCCAGAGACAUUGGUGGGAGGUGUACCAGCUCGGUUUAUCCGGAGCUUGAAGGAUGUUCCAAAGGAUCCAGAUAUGGAAUCGAUCGAUGGUGAAUUUUAG